Molecule: messenger RNA, 999 nt
Organism: Lottia gigantea (owl limpet)
Lineage: Eukaryota; Metazoa; Mollusca; Gastropoda; Lottiidae
Exons: 7
Coding region: 1-999 (332 amino acids)
Source: RefSeq, a predicted model, not a curated record
AUGGCCGGCAUAUUGGACACAUUUUGGUUUGGUACAGUCAUAUUGGGUAUCUUAGUACUCUAUUGUUUAGGUAGCUGCUCUACCGGAGUAUGUGAAAUAGGAUGGUCUGGUCCGAAUUGUCAAAAGGAAAACGUAGCUUUGAAUAAAUCAGCAUCACAAAGUUCUUACUUCUUCUUUUACUACCCAUCUGAGUAUGCUGUUGAUGGUAAUACUAGUCAUUUAAGGUAUAUUGGUAAUGGUUCUGGACAGAGCAAAUGUAUUUUCACCAACACCGGGGUUGAUUUUGCCUGGUGGACGGUUGAUUUGAGAGAGGAAUAUCCCAUUCGUGACGUUAAAAUAUAUUACAGAGAAAAUUAUAUGUCUCAUCUCCGAGGGUUUUCACUGCUUAUUGGAAAGGACGACGAUCCAUCGAAUCAAAAUGAGUGUUUUCAUCAUACAAAUGAAACGUUGAGUUCAGAAUAUACAGUCCAUUGUCAGGACACGGGAAGGUUUAUCAAUAUUACCAAUAGCAGAGAAAAUCCACCGUACCCCGAGGAUUACUAUUAUAGAGCUGUUUUAGAACUAUGCGAGGUGGAGGUCUAUGUGUGUGCCAAUGGUACAUUUGGUAAAGAUUGUUCUGGUUUAUGUUAUUGUAAGAAUCAGGAACGAUGUAAUGUAGAUACUGGUUUGUGUAGUAAUGGUUGUCUACCAAAUUGGACUGGAAAUAGCUGCAGUACUCUUUGUGUUGACGGACCCUAUGGUGUCGGAUGUAGUAAGCAUUGUAGUAAGAGGAACUGUAAAUAUAGUAAUUCAUCGUGUAAUCCAGCGGACGGUUUAUGCCAAGGAGGUUGUGCAUCAGGUUGGUCUGGUAUCGAUUGCUCGCAAGUGCUGACCUUCAAACCUAACUCAUUGAUUUCAACGUACCUUAGUGUUAACCUCCACACCUUACCCAUGGUUCCUAAUAAACAUAAGUGGUUACCUCCAAUCCUGAUGGGGAGCCGCGGUGGCUCAGUGAGUUAG